GUUUGCUUUCGGAGAUAGCAGACGACCCCUACAAGAGACGGCGGCGCUGGUAGAGGAGAUCGUCCACCAGCAGAUGGUUUCCAUGCUGGAACAAGCCGCCGAAGUCGCCAUUAUCAGGGGAGACAAACAUAUUGGAAUAGAAGAUAUUUUAUUUCUGCUGAGGAAAGACAAAGUGAAACUGAGGAGGUUGCUUCGCUUCUUUGAGGUCAGAGAUAUCAAAGCAAUCAUCAAAAGCACUCUUGGAGCACCAGAAGAUCUCCUGGAUACAAGAAUCAUGGGCAGAAACAAGCAGAUCUGCUACAACUUCCUGACCUCCAUAGAUCAGACAGGUGAGCUGGUUGCCUUGUUUGAUGAUAAAGAAAUAGACACCAUCAAACAUGAACGACUGCUGAGAGCAGAAAUCCAGUCCCAGGGCAUGAAUGUGGACCAAUACAUGGAGUUCUGCCAGGCCAGGCAAGCCAGUUUUGGUCGUCGAUAUAAAACUCAGCGUUUCCGGGACUGGCUGCUAGCAAACCAAAGCCCAGAGCUUGUACCGAAUGCAGCUGCCUUAGAAAUCUUCAGUUACCUGGCAUAUGAAACUGUGGCCGAGAUUGUAGAUUUAGCACUGCUUGUCAAGCAGGACAUGAGAGCACACCCAGGAGAUGCUUUGAGUAAAACCAGACCAGCUCUGUGUAUCAACUACACAGAACUCUAUGUGGGUAGCCUGUUUGGGAAGUCAGAAACCAUCACCGCUCCUUCGCAGAGUCCACCAUACGACAACACAAACUCCUCUCAAGUAAACUCUGCUGUUGGGUCCACCAAUCUACAACUCUCUGCUCCUGUGACACCGAACAAACUGAAUAAAAAGAAGAGGAAGAAGAGUGGGCCAGCAACAUCUAUGGAGCUAUCAUGGGAUAGCACCAUUCUUCCAGCAGACGUCAGAGAGGCAAUGAGAAGAUAUUUCACUGAUAUUAGUCCUUUUGCGUCACAACUU
Molecule: messenger RNA, 973 nt
Organism: Candidula unifasciata
Lineage: Eukaryota; Metazoa; Mollusca; Gastropoda; Stylommatophora; Geomitridae
Source: the annotation of a GenBank genome assembly